This is a messenger RNA of Helianthus annuus (common sunflower), 1605 nucleotides long. RefSeq lists its product as uncharacterized. The coding region runs from base 201 to 1457 and encodes 418 amino acids. The record is from RefSeq and is a predicted model, not a curated record. Lineage: Eukaryota; Viridiplantae; Streptophyta; Magnoliopsida; Asterales; Asteraceae. The transcript has 6 exons.
CUUAUUAACUUAAAACUUCAAAGUUGACCAUUUGAUUUGAAAGCUAGCAACUGUCGGUGACAGAAAAACAACCACCGGAAACCACCCUAUACCGGAGUAACUUGUUGACCAUAAUUCACAUCUCCACAUCAUCAUCUCCGUCUCCCGGCGUUCACAGUUUCCGUCGUGGCGGCGGUGGAAUAACUCUGUUAGUCAACGUAAUGGCGUACAGAAGACGUCAAGGUUUUGCAACCGAUUCAACCUCUGUAGAAGAAUUUGCAAACCCUAACCCUAAUUCAAGGCGUCACGAUUCUCCGACGGCUCUAGAAGAGGGUGCCGCCGCGUCGGAAACACCGUCUCUGGCUGCUAAAGCGAUUAGAGCGUCAUCGGCGAACCGUGAUUCAUCUCUCUCUUCGGCUUAUGGUCAACCGGCGAUUUCACCACGGAAUGUUAAGUCAAAUCCACUUCGAUCUUCGCACUCAUCUGCUCCUAAGGAUGAAUCUGUGAAAUAUGAUUACACAUCAAUGAAGAGUUUUGAAAAACCGAAGCGUGGAUUUUGGGGUGUUUUGGCUAGGAAAGCCAGAUCCAUUAUCGAGGAUGGUGAUGAUGUGGCGCAACAAUAUGAAACACCAGAAAGAAGGAGGCAGCAAAUGUCUAAUGCAGAGACAAGAAGUCAGUACUCUAGCCAGCAUCAGGUGCCAGAAAGUCAUCAAAAGCCUGAAAAUCCUGGUUUGCAGAAGGGUUUAGGAGUGAUUACAUCAUCUCUUAGUUACAUUGGUAAUGCUCUUGAGGAAGGCAGGACGAUUGUGGAGAAUAGAACAGCAGACAUAAUUCAAGAAACACGCAAACUACAUAUAAAGAAAAAAAGUGGUCUCAAUGUCCCUGAGACUCAUAGUACUUCUAGUGUUCAGAUUAAUAAGCAAUUACAGCAGAUGCGAACUCAAACUCAACCCCAAACACAGACGGAUAUAGAAAUUCAGUUGAAGGCAUCUAGAGAUGUUUCAAUGGCGAUGGCUGCCAAAGCAAAGCUUCUACUUCGGGAAUUGAAAACUGUGAAGGCGGAUCUCGCUUUUGCGAAAGAGCGUUGUGCACAGUUAGAAGUGGAAAAUAAAAGUCUUAGGGAGAAGAGUGGUGGAGACGGAGACAAUGCUGAAGAUGAUGAUCUGAUACGGCUGCAACUGGAGUCGCUUUUAGCAGAGAAAGCGCGGUUAGCGCAGGAGAAUUCAGUUUAUGCGAGAGAAAACCGGUUUUUAAGAGAAAUAGUUGAAUACCAUCAACUAACAAUGCAAGAUGUUGUUUACAUAGAUGAAAAUAAUGAAGAGGUGAGCCAAGUAUACCCCAUUAACAAUCUAUCAACACAUAAUCUACAAUCCAUUAUAAUACCAACCUCACCCCCUUCAUUGACAUCAACAAAUUCAAAUACUUUAAACACAAACAGACAGGCACAUGAGACCCAACCCAAUACUCCUUUUAUGUAAAUAGUUUGUUAUUGCAUCUGUUUGCUCAGUUAUCAAGAAACGAGAUGAUUAAAUAAUUAGAAACCAAAAUGUCUACCUUUUCUAUUUUGUUAGAAAAAUUGUUGUUCACAUUGUCUGGAUUUUUUUUUUGUACCUUGAGAACCCGUUA